GGCAGAGGCCCUAAACAGACUGCUUCGGUCAAGCCCCAUGGUGCCAGAUCGUUGAGUCAGAGUGCAACUCCGCAAUAUGUUGCAACACAAGGUUGUCCUGACGGGAAUGGGAGGUCCUGUUCUAGAAGAACUGGUACAGACAGUAUAAAUGGCUGCUGAAAGUAAUUCAACGUGUUUCGACGAUUGUUGGGUUUUAGUAUAAAAAUGUGUAAUUUAUCUAGCUAGGAAUACACAGGAAGCACAUUUGACGCAUUUUAGAUUUAGUCAUCGUCAUGGUGUCUUCGAGGGUACUCCAGCUGUUAUCGUUAGCUUGCGUUGCUUCUCUUCUCACCGCUGGAGCUGAUCGUCCAGAGAAGCCUGAGAAUCUGUCCUGUGUAGCGGUUCAGAAAGGUACAUACAUCUCUCCAGCCAUCAGGUGUGAGUGGGAAGCAGUAGGACGUCAUACAACAGAAGUCCCUACAAUAUACACGCUGAUUGUCAGACAAGUCCUCUCUGGUGAAACCUAUCAUACAUCACAGACUACUACAAAGGGUACAUCUACAAAGACUGCCGAAGUGCCUCUGAAUGUCUUCCCCAGUUUUAUGCAACUGGACAUCUGGGUAGAGGCACAUAAUAAACUUGGAAAAGUAGAGUCUGAGCACCUGAAAAAGGAUGCUAACUACUUUGUGAAAACAAACCCUCCAUCUGAUGUCACAGUAAUUUCAGAGAAGGGUUUUCCCACCUCUCUUCUCAUAAUGUGGGCUCAUCCUAUUGCCGUUGAAUAUUUGAAAUUGAAGUAUGAAAUCAGAUUCUGCCGACGUGAAUCACCGAUAUGGAAUUACGUACCGCUUGAAGAAACUUCUAAAUAUAUUCAAUCCUUCAGACUUCAGAACCUUCAACCAUACACAGUAUAUGUCACUCAAGUACGCUGCAAAAAUUCCCAAGAGAACCAUGGUUUUUGGAGCAACUGGAGUAAAAAUGCUACCGAGAGAACACAAGAGGACCGAUCCUGAGCUUGCCAAUGGGAGGAUAACAAGAUUUGACAUAACGAUUCAAAACCCAAAGGAUAAAGUCAAGAAUGGAAGUUGGGAGUGGGAACGUAUAAUGGUCAACAGAUCCGAGGCAGACAGCAGCUCCAGUAAC
Molecule: messenger RNA, 1122 nt
Organism: Acanthochromis polyacanthus (spiny chromis)
Lineage: Eukaryota; Metazoa; Chordata; Actinopteri; Pomacentridae
Product: interleukin 6 cytokine family signal transduce
Exons: 7
Coding region: 273-992 (239 amino acids)
Biological process (GO): cytokine-mediated signaling pathway
Cellular component (GO): external side of plasma membrane
Molecular function (GO): protein binding; cytokine receptor activity
Source: RefSeq, a predicted model, not a curated record